AUGACCGCUAGAGCUCUGAACCGUCUUACGAGGUUCUGUAAACCAUUCCAAAACAUACAGUCCGUCCGCGUAUUCUCGUCUGCUGCUGUCACCAGCCAAGCGUCGCGAUACACACCCGCUACCCCGCCAAAGGGCCUCAUACAGAAACAGCAAACCAGAAUGGCCAGCAAAGUCACCGACUGGGUCAAGCCCGGCGACAAGUCGGGCGAGUUCAAGCGUCAGCAGAGCUCGUUCCGCAACUGGAUCUCGCGCGAGCAGGGCGCACAAUUCCCUCCAGAGAAGGGCCGCUACCAUCUCUACAUCAGCUACGCUUGCCCGUGGGCCUGUCGGACGUUGAUCACCCGCCAGCUCAAGGGCCUCGAGGACAUCAUUAGCUACUCCGUCGUCCACUGGCAUCUCGGCGAGAAGGGAUGGCGCUUCGUCACCAAGGAUGACAAGGACAUCCCAGGUGAAAACGUGAUUCCCGACCCCGUCCCUGGCCACGAGGGCUACACGCACCUCCGCGACCUGUACUUUGAGUCGGAGCCCAAGUACGAUGGCCGCUUUACCGUGCCGGUGCUCUACGACACCAAGCUCAAGACGAUUGUCAGCAACGAGAGCAGCGAGAUCAUCCGCAUGCUCUACACCGAGUUUGACGACCUCGUGGACGAAAAGUACCGCCAGAUCACCCUCUACCCCGAGGCCCUGCGCGGCCAGAUUGACGAGACCAACGAGUGGACGUACGACAAGAUCAACAACGGCGUCUACAAGUCGGGCUUCGCCACGACGCAGGAGGCUUACGAGCGCAACGUCGUCUCUCUUUUCGAGGCCUUGGACAAGGUCGAGGCGCACCUCAAGUCCGUCCACGACAAGGGCCCGUACUACUUUGGCAAAGACAUCACCGAGGCCGACAUCAGGCUAACGCUGACCGACUUCGACUUGCCCAGCUACGUCACAAUCAUCCGUUUCGACCCCGUCUACGUGCAGCACUUCAAGUGCAACAUCCGCGACAUUCGCUCUGGAUACCCCUACAUUCACAAGUGGAUGCGCAACCUAUACUGGAACGUGCCAGCCUUCAAGGACACGACGCAGUUUGAGCAUAUCAAGUGGCACUACACAAAGAGCCACACGCAGAUCAACCCCUUUUCCAUCAGUCCCGUCGGGCCCCUGCCGGACAUUCUGCCGCUCGACCAGGAGGUGGCAGCCGUCAGCACCAAGUUGUGA
Molecule: messenger RNA, 1203 nt
Organism: Colletotrichum spaethianum
Lineage: Eukaryota; Fungi; Ascomycota; Sordariomycetes; Glomerellales; Glomerellaceae
Product: glutathione S-transferase omega-like 2
Exons: 7
Coding region: 1-1203 (400 amino acids)
Cellular component (GO): cytoplasm
Molecular function (GO): glutathione transferase activity
Source: RefSeq, a predicted model, not a curated record